Coccidioides posadasii C735 delta SOWgp is the source of this 1151-nucleotide messenger RNA. It is a transcript of the gene LUC7, whose product is annotated as splicing factor. Lineage: Eukaryota; Fungi; Ascomycota; Eurotiomycetes; Onygenales; Onygenaceae. Gene Ontology annotation, molecular function: mRNA binding. Gene Ontology annotation, biological process: mRNA splice site recognition. Gene Ontology annotation, cellular component: U2-type prespliceosome; U1 snRNP. The record is from RefSeq and is a predicted model, not a curated record.
CGUCCGGGUGUCGCAGCAAUUGAUUUUACAAUACUAGCCUCCCCCUUAGAUAUUUCUCACCGAGAUUUGCUUGGAGGAUACGAUUCAGCAUGGCCGCCGAGCAGCGCAAGCUUCUCGAGCAGCUCAUGGGAGCGGACCAGCUCAUCGGUACUGGUGCAUCUGCUCGAAACGCGCAACUAUCUAUUACAGACCCAAAAGUCUGCCGAUCGUAUCUGGUCGGCACAUGCCCCCAUGACCUUUUCACAAAUACGAAACAAGACCUUGGACCGUGUCCCAAGGUACACAGUGAAGGUUUAAAGGCUGAGUAUGAGGCAGCGUCGUCGCAUGAGAAGUCGAAGUGGGGGUUUGAAUACGAUUACAUGCGCGACAUGCAAAAGUACAUCGACGAGUGUAAUCGGAGAAUUGAUUCAGCGCAACGACGGUUGGAAAAAACCCCGGAUGAGAUACGGCAGACAAACAACUUACUGCGACAAAUUUCAGACCUAAGCAAAACGAUCAAUACCGGGCUCGAAGAAACUGCCAUUUUGGGCGAGCUCGGAUGUGUAUCGCUCGCAAUCACGGAAUUUCACAAGAUCAGACAAUCAAAACACCAGAAGGAAAGCGCUGAAAGGGAAUUGAAAGCCCUUUCCGAUACCUCCGGUCCCUCUGGACAUCAAAAGCUUCAAGUAUGCGACGUAUGCGGUGCUUAUCUUAGUCGUCUAGACAACGAUCGCCGACUUGCAGAUCAUUUCUUCGGUAAAAUGCAUUUAGGCUACGCCAAAAUGCGUGAAACAUAUUCCACGCUACAAAAGGAGCUCAAGGGUCCACCGCCAUCGCGACACGAGGAUGGGCCGUCCGGUCGUGAUUCAGGUUACGAAGAUGGCGGCUGGGGCCCCAGGCCAGGCGGAGGAUAUGGAGGAAGAUCCUACCGGAGUGGCGGGGGAGGUGGUGGUUAUGGCAGACGAAGAGGAGGGGGUUAUGGAAGCAGGUGGUAAUUUGUGGACAUUCUACUUUCCACGGGACUCGCAUAGCGCAGGCGUUACUGGUGUUUAACUUAAUACCAACUCACAGUCUAGUAUUUUUGAUGUAAAAGAGGGAUUAUUCAAGUUUAUGGCAGGAGGUCUGUGGCUAGAUCUGUUUUGAAUUUGCAAGUUAAGGCUCUAGAGAAUGUC